Messenger RNA from Ornithorhynchus anatinus (platypus), 1125 nucleotides. It is a transcript of the gene FAAP20, whose product is annotated as FA core complex associated protein 20. Gene Ontology annotation, molecular function: ubiquitin binding. The record is from RefSeq and is a predicted model, not a curated record. The transcript has 4 exons. Lineage: Eukaryota; Metazoa; Chordata; Mammalia; Monotremata; Ornithorhynchidae. The coding region runs from base 285 to 866 and encodes 193 amino acids.
GGCCUGAGCCCCCCGCGGCCCCCCGGCCGGGCAGAACAUUAGGCAGCAGUUCUUGGAUUGACCAGGGAGGAUUAAAUGAGUCCGCUCCUAAGGACGACGCGACCGCAACAUCCGAUCCCGACGAUCUGUGGGGGCUGGUGUGGAGAGCCGUCGAUCCGGAACCGAAGCCCGCAGGCUGGGAGGCGGCACCAAAUUUACCGGAGUUCGUUGAUAAGAAUGCAGAAACGGGCAGAAACCCAGGGGAGCCAGAAACGUUUCUGGUUGGAGCAGAAGAGUUUCAGUGGAUGCCGUUUCCUCCGGCCCCUGAAUUUGGCAAUAAAGCAAAAUAUCCCAAAUCUCCGCAGCGGAGCGGAAGCAAACGGAAACAGUUAACCCAGAGACUGAGAAGGGAACCUUCGAGAGGAAAGAGGAAUUCUUCCGCCGAGGCUGUGGGAAGCAAACCCGGCCCCCUGAGCCCCCCUGAGCGGACAGGAACGUUUAAGGCCGAGAGUCUUCGAGCCUUUCCAAAGGUAGAUUCGCCCCGGCCCAGUAAGAAAGAGAGGGGCCCGGAGAUUUGGCCACUCCCAGUGACUCGGAGUCUCCCCGAGCAGGGUCCAGCCGUUGGGAACGGCCAAGGAGAAGGCCACCGGAGAAUGCCUGGUAGGGAAAAAUCAGAAAGCGGCAUUGGGCUGGAGGGUGCUGGCCUCACAACUUCCCCGCAAGCGGCAGCUGCUGGGACCGACGUCAAGAAGCCUAUGGGAGGGACGAGGGCUCUGGAGAGCUGUCCCAUGUGCCAGAUCCCUUUCGGGCCCACGCUGUCGCAGUCGGACGUGGACGGUCAUCUCGCCAAAUGCUUGUCGGAGAGCACCGAAGACGUGAUCUGGUGACCAGCCGUCUCGAGUCGAGGGGGCCGUUGGUCCGGUGAGGGGGGCGCUCCGGCCAGCGGGACCAGAAUGGGGUCCGCCCCGAGGUAGGGAUGUGCGGGGGCCCGGCUAGCGAGUGCCAGCGACUUCCUGGGCAGAAUGCGGCAAUCGGCAGAUCCGGGGAGGAGAGGUGAGGCGCCUCGCCCCCAGUCGGCCGUGACAAACGCUUUGUUUUGGACAGAGAAUGGCCGCCGUUCAAUGAAAUGAGAAUGGGGAAAAGGAA